Molecule: messenger RNA, 1149 nt
Organism: Pelobates cultripes (western spadefoot toad)
Lineage: Eukaryota; Metazoa; Chordata; Amphibia; Anura; Pelobatidae
Source: the annotation of a GenBank genome assembly
AUGGCGGACCUGUCGCCAGCCACACUCCGACGCAGAAGGGAUUACAUUCAGACCACCACAGCACUCCGCAACCAUGGGAUUCGAUAUCGGUGGGGGUUUCCCACGAAACUAAUACUCACCAAAAGCGGGAAGACGUCCAUCAUAUCAUCCCCAGAAGAAGGAUUACAGCUUAUCGAGACAUGGGGCCUACUAAAAGAACCACCGGGAGAACCGCGGCAUGACAAACGCCGCCCAGGCCGCAAUGCAGCCAUGAACUGAUCCACUAACUUACAAAACAUUAUGCACCUGACGCAAGUAUCAUUUAAUGCUUACCUAUGCUUACCUCUCUCUGUCACUCAAUGUGCUUCAGUAGGUAGCCGUCAGCUACCUUGCGCUGUAUCUGAGCUUUAUUCACCCCGUCCGCUCCUUAUGCCCCAGCACCCGUAGUGUCCCAGACCAAGUGGAAGGGCUUGCCACAGGAGGACCCUGAGAUAGGAGGGAGGCUAGCGGCAGUAAACCCGAAGAAUACUUACCAGUAUACCCCCACGCUCCCAUCACUAAGCACCGCUGGCCCAUAUACAAAGCAACCGAGGUAUUGUAGGCGCACACCUAUAGGGCAAACUCCACCAGUGAGCCUCAAUGUCACUCACUGUAGGCCACCCCCUCCCCACCAAGGUUCAGGCAUGCCAAAUCCAUGCCCACGGGCAAUGCCCCCCUCCCUCUAUAUGCCAACCCAGCUCUCUAUUGCAAUAUAAAUGCAACAUAAACUGUGCAGGUAUGCUUACCAAGGGUAUAAAGCAAUCUCCAAGGUUAUAACGUGCUCUAUGAAGCUAUAAAAAAAAAAAAAAAAAAAAAACGCCUAGAGCCACCCUUACUCACUAGACUAACUCCUAAUUGGUACAGAGAGCCUCCACGGCAUGCCAACCACCCCCUCCUCCCUUCCUCCCUGCGGGUUGAGAACGCCCAAUACUAUCUUCACCUGUGAUAGCGACGAUAUACAACAUUAAAAUAGUCCACCUGGGAGAAUGUAAGCUCUGCCCUCGAGCAGACAACCCGAUUAUGGGGACGCUCACAUAAAUCGGAGAGAGUCACUCAUUCAUAAAUACACAGAGUCUCAGAGUACUUAAAUCCCACAGCGCCAGGUCAAGCAAUGAUCCUUAUAUGUCUUCU